Molecule: messenger RNA, 1527 nt
Organism: Rhineura floridana
Lineage: Eukaryota; Metazoa; Chordata; Lepidosauria; Squamata; Rhineuridae
Gene: THOC6
Product: THO complex subunit 6
Exons: 13
Coding region: 142-1137 (331 amino acids)
Biological process (GO): mRNA export from nucleus
Cellular component (GO): transcription export complex; THO complex
Molecular function (GO): protein binding
Source: RefSeq, a predicted model, not a curated record
AGAAUCCCAAGAUACUUUGCGGUUGUUGUAGUCCUGCCAAAACCUGGAGGGCGUGUCUACUCUACAGGAAAGAGCGUGGUUAUCCCUGAGGGGCGCCCGUUAAUUCUUUGCACGUCCUGCAGCUGCGGUGUAUGGAACGUGAUGCCAAUAACGAUGGAUAUCCAACGGUCCCUUGAGCUCCUGCACAUGACCGUCUACUCCCAGAGCAUCUCACCCUGUGGCAAGUAUUUGGCAGCCGGGAACAACUAUGGAGAAAUUGCCAUCUUCAGCCUCUCGGCAGCACUGAGUUCAGAAGCCAAGGAGGAGAGCAAGAAGCCGGCGGUGUCCUUUGUAGCCCAUGAUGGUCCCAUCUAUGCCAUGGUUUCCACAGACCGGCAACUGUUAAGCGCUGGUAAUGGCGAAGUCAAGGCCUGGAACUGGAGCGAGAUUGUGAAGAAGGGAUGCAAAGAAGCCUGGAGCAGGAGGCCGCCUUAUGGGAGUAGCCUGGAGGUGCCAGAAAUCAACAGCCUUCAGCUGAACCUCAAGGAUAAUAGUCUUUUAAUGGCUGGGGGAGACUGUUCUAUUCACAUGAUGGAUCUGGAAUCUGGAGCCUUCACGCAUGAAUAUCAGGGCCACACCGAUUAUAUCCACUGUCUGGCCCUUCGGGACCAGCUCAGAGAGUGCCUGUCAGGGAGCGAGGAUGGUACUGUGCGCCUUUGGGAUUUACGUACUGGAGGUCAAGUUCAAUCCAUUGAAGUACAUAAAUAUGAGGAAUGCAGUCGGCCGCAGAAUGGGAAGUGGAUCCGUUGCCUGGCAACUGACUCUGACUGGAUGGUGUGUGGCGGGGGCCCAGCACUCACUCUCUGGCACCUGCGGUCGGUCACACCCACGACUGUAUUCCCUGUGCCCCAGUGUCAGCAGCAGGUCAUGUUCUACCAGGACCUGAUUCUCUCUGCUGGCCACAGCCCAACCAUUAACCACUUACAGAUCAGUGGGGAAGUGAAGGCCCAAAUCCCUUGCAUCCCCCCCCACGUCCAUUCUCUUUCCAUCAACGAACACUCGCCAGAGCACAAGGUGCUGACAGCUGCCGGAAGCAGCCACUGCAUAGAUGUCUUCACCAACUUUGGUUACCGGGCUUUUUCCCUCACCUUCACCUAAUGCUCAACGAACUCUUGUCUUUAUAAGCUGACACUGGACAAGGUGUACAACAGGCAGCCCCACUCUCUCUAGGCAGCUCUCUGCCCAGUGAUGCGUGAACAGCUGCCAGCUGUGUUGUUGGCUUAGGAGGAUGGUGCUUUCCACCAAGGAAAAUGCAGACAAUGAACCUGUCACCCCUGAGCACGUGUGCUUUGGGCGUGAAUUUCAUGGGUUUAAAGCUGUAGUUAAAAAAACAACCACCACCAAUGAAAGGAAUUGGGCACUGUCCCAAUUUGUUGUAACCAGAAAUCUCCACUUCCAGAACUGGAAUAAACCUCAAGCGAAAAGCCGUUAAAUCUCUUUCAAGUUAAGUGCAAUAAAACAUUUUUUUUAGACUGGAAAAAAAAUGGA